Molecule: messenger RNA, 3474 nt
Organism: Brachypodium distachyon (stiff brome)
Lineage: Eukaryota; Viridiplantae; Streptophyta; Magnoliopsida; Poales; Poaceae
Exons: 6
Coding region: 1-615 (204 amino acids)
Source: RefSeq, a predicted model, not a curated record
AUGCAGCAGCGGAACACACAUUAUGAUGGAGUUCGGGCAAAUUCAAUGUUUGGCAACGACAUAAGGCAUGCAGGAGCAAACUCAGAAAAAACAAGCACACAGCUGCAGAAUUUAUCUUUCCCAUGGGGGCCUGCAACUUUGGGAUGUAUGCUAACUACUGAUGAAGCUAAUGAACAGAUGGCACUUUCGCAGGAAUUGACUUAUACUCAGAUCAUGAGUGGGAUGACUUUAGGCCCUAUAAAUUCCAGGUACAUAAGCAAAAGCAACAACUCACAGGUUAACGGCGGCAGCAAUGGAACACCAGGAAUGCUUUCUUUCACAGCCUUGCUUAAUGCACAUGUUGAAAUAACGGACUUUAAUGAUGACACAUGCAAAGAGUACAUUGAUGAUCAUAGCUUUUACAUGACAAGUGAUAGAAACAUUGAUAUCAGCCAAAUGGAAGAGGAGGAAAUGGACAAUAUCUAUAAUAUGCAGAAUGAUAUUGGCAUCCCGCAAACACUGCUUGAUGAGCGUCUUGAAGAUCAGUCGGAUUGGAUGGAAAAGGAUGAAGCUAAUCCAGAACAAAACAGUGGCCGCACGGAGGAUGAUGAAGCUACACAGAAUAUAUAUAUAUGAAGAAGAACCAAUCAGAGACGAAUCAGCACAGCAUGAUGCAGAGGGCCCAGGAAAUGACAAGGAGCCAGAAAACCUAACACAAGAAGACAUUGAAGAUUUCAUAGAUAAUGCAUGCUCACAAGGGCAUCAUAGGGAACAGAUGACAGAAAGAGAUGAAGUUGAGAACAUGCAUGUACCAAAGGAAGGAAUGGUAUUCAAAACAGAUGUAGAGGCGCAUAAAUUUUACAACUAUUAUGCUAUGAUCGCUGGCUUCUCUACCGCUGUUGCUCACAACUACCAUUCAAGAAACAAGAAAUAUAAAGGGAUGAUUACAAGGAAGACCAUAACGUGCAAUAGAGCAGGCAAGUCAACUUCAGAGGACAUUGAAGCAAUGGAAAAAAAACAGUGGUGCAGAAGAGCAAACCGAACCAAUAAAGGCAGCAAAGGCGAAGGCAAAGAAAGCAAGAGAUGGGACUAUUGAUGAGACAACUGUGCAGCCAAGGAGAACUAAUACUGUAAUAUUGAUAGGAUGCUAAGCAACAAUGGUAAUAACAUAUAUAGACGAUGUUUGGAAAAUAACAAGGCUCGAUUUGAUGCACAAUCAUGAGCUGCACCCACCAGGGGAGGCUAGGUUCUUAAGGUCACAUAAGAAGAUGACAUUAGAAGAGCGCAUGAUAAUUAGAACAUGCAAUGCCUGCAAAAUUCCCACUAGAAAGAUAAUGGCAAUCCUUGCUUACUACAGAGGUGGUUUGAAAGAGCUUCCUUACACAAAAAAGGAUGUGAGUAACGUAAGGACAACAAUAAGGAAAGAGUCAACACAGAAUGACAUGAUGAAAGUGCUUGCAUACUUUUUGAAUAAGAAAGAAAAAGAUCCAAUGUUCUUUUACAGUAUUGAUUCGGAUGAGGAGGGAAGAGUUAGAAACAUAUUCUGGUCAGAUGGGUACAGCAGGAAGUUGUAUGCAGAUUGCGGGGACUGUGUCAGUUUUGACACGACUUACAUAACAAAUAGGUAUAACCUGCCAUUUGCUCCAAUUGUAGGCAUAACUUCCCAUGGAGACAACUGCCUAUUUGGUUGUGCUUUUUUACAAAAUGAAACAAUAGAAACUUUUGUAUGGCUGUUCAGAACACUGCUUGUGUGCAUGGGAGGCAAAGAACCCAAGAGCAUUAUAACAGACCAGGAUGCAGCGAUGCGGAUGGCUAUAAAAGAGGUGUUCACAAGAACAAAUCACAGGAACUGCCUAUUCCACAUAAUGAAAAAGGCGCAGGAAAAGGCAGUGAGAACGUUUUCCACUACUCCAAACUUUCAUGAUGAUCUCAUGGAUACAGUGCACAACUCAGUGACAGUGGCAGAGUUUGAAAGGCUGUGGACAGAAAUGAUAGUGAAGUAUAAUGUGGAAGACAUAACUUAUUUCAAGAUAAUCUGGGCAAACAGAUGGAGAUUCGUCCCCGCAUAUUUCAAGCAAAACUUCUACCCAUUUAUUCAAACUACUGCAAGGAUUGAGGGCACUAACGCAAUUUUCAAGGACAAUGUCUCGUGCACCUACUCGGUUAGUAGUUUCCUAGCAGAAUAUGACCGGAUCGCAGAGGCCAUAUAAGAGAGACAAAAAAAAAACCAAGAUUGUGUGACGAGACAAACAAAGGCUAAGUUAUCUAGUGGAUACUUAUUUGAACUGCAAGCAGCGAAGCUGUACAACAGAUCGAUUUUCUUGAAAUUUCAAAAGCAAGUGAUAAAAUUAACAUUGUUCAAUGUUGAAGAAACAGUGGAGAAAAGAAGCUAUUCAGUUUACAAGUCACACAAUCAUGCACAAAAGGAGUUCAGGACAAGGAGGUAUGUUGUUUCGCUGAACUUACCAACAUCCGAUUACUCCUGCAUAUGCUGCAAAUUCCAAAAGGGUGGCUUGUUAUGCUCUCAUGUCCUGAAGGUCCUCGUACACCUGAACAUCACAGAACUGCACGAGAAAUAUUUCAUUGACAGAUGGAGGCCGAAAAAAACAGAAGUUAAUAGGAAUGCUGACAACAACAUACCAGCUGAAUUCACAGGAGACAGCUGUGAGAUGAGAUUCAACAUCCUUUCGAGGAGAAUGACUGAAACGGCAUCCAAAGGAUCGAAGAAGACAGCAAAAUAUUUAUACCUGCUUAAAAAGAUGGACAAGAUAGAUCGGAAGCUAGAAAUGAUAGGGAAUGAUACAGUAGAACCCACUUUGCAAACUGAGGGGGCUGAUUCACUGUCAAAUGUACAGGUUGACUCUAGCGAAGCAACACAACUGAUAGACCCUUUAGUAGGGAAGCCUAAAGGCAGGCCGACUGAUAAAAUGAAAGCACCAGCAACACACAAUACUGAGACGGCGGCAUUCUCAAAAGGGAGAAUGAAGUCAAUUGUUGAGCAGCGCAAAACCAGAGGCAGAAUAAGAUGUGGACACUGUGGUGAAUUUGAUCACAAUAAACAAACUUGCAAAACUCUACAUAUACAGUAUGAAGCUACAGGUACUCGGAACAAGAAGGGGAUGAAGAAGCAAGGAGGGCAAAAAAGAUCUGCAGAAGGGGGAGGGAUGUUGACAACAUCGGAUGUCUCCGUGGGCAAUACACAAAUGAAAUGGCAACUCACAUACCACACUGGGGUACAAGGGCAAUGCUGAGCCAAAAAGGAAGGGCGCGAAGGAGAAAGAAAAUUCAGCCAUAACUUCUUUUUUUCGGAUGAACGUGUAAUAGCAACAAAUAUAGAAGCAAUAGAGCUGUGAGCGGUUUUAAAGUAGUACUGUCGUAUUCCCUAUGCUUGCUUGAGUAAGACAUGUCACAGAAACUAUUUGGGUGACGGAAAAUAACUGUGAACUAUUUCGUAUUAUACAGAAAAUCAAAAAUCAUAUUAGUGUGUUUUUCAGA